AUGGAGAAACUUAAAAGUCAAGCGUCAGGGAUCCAAAAUAUGGGAGUGAUUUUGUUCUUCAUUGCUGGCCUUAUCGCACUGUCUAAAGGUGACGGUGGUUGUAAGGUACUUGACUUUCUUGACUGUUUGAAAAACAAGACUUUCGAUGGUCACGUGAUUAAGUCUUUCAGAAUCUUAGCACCCGGUUUAGAAGAUUGUCAGCACAAAUGUUAUAUAGAAGACAACUGUGUGUCGUACAACUUGGGUCCCGUAGAAGGAAUGUCGAGAACAUGUGAACUGAAUGACGCUGAUCACGUGUCAGACCCUGGUUACGUGGUUUCCAAGGAAGAUUUUGAAUACUGUCCUAUCAAGAACCCAUGUUCUUCCAACCCUUGUUCUCCACGACAGUGGUGUAGCCCUGACUUCUUAUGGGAUACGUUCAACUGCAGUGAUGGAAGGUGGACCCAAUGGAGUCAAUGGUCUCACUGUAAUUGCUCUCAAACACGUAAUCGUGUUUGUAUCUCUCGAAUGAACGCCAAUGUUCCAUAUUCCUGUGAAGGAUCGUCGCUUGAUGUCAAGAAGUGUAAACCUGCAGCGAAAUUCGCAUGUUGUUCUGUGCCACUUGGAAUUCAAAACGGGAAGAUACCUGAUGCACAAAUCACAGCUUCCUCAGUGUUUGAAUGGGACAGUAAAGCUAUGCAACCCCAUUAUGGUCGUCUUCACCGACAGCCAACCAAAGCCUAUGACACUGCGUGGUGCCCAUCUAGCAAAAAAAUUGGCGAGUAUCUACAGAUUGACUUAGGGUCAAUUAAAUGGAUAACAAAGGUUGCCACUCAAGGACAAGAUUAUCCACACUUUCAAUCCCGGGUCACUGAGUACACUCUGGCCUUCAGCAACACUUCAGGCACGUGGGAAGACUACAGAAUCAAUGACAACGACAUAACGCACUUUAGCGGCAAUUUCGACAAAACUACAGUGGUGAGUCAUGAACUUUCAAAACCUGUCAAGGCACAAUACGUGAGAUUUGUCGUGCAAUCAUGGAACGAUUUCCCAUGUAUGAGGGUUGAACUGUAUGGAUGUACAUCUGUAUAGAACCACAUGCACAGCAAUAAGUACCAACGAACUGACGGUACCCAUCAAGACACGAUACAUUAGAUGGAGAGGACACAUAUCGAUGAAGGUUGAACUGUAUGGAUGUACAUCUGUAUACAACCACAUGCACAGCAAUGAGUACCAACAAACUGACGGUACCCAUCAAGACACGAUACAUUAGAUGGAGAGGACACAUAUCGAUGAAGGUUGAACUGUAUGGAUGUGCAUCUGCAUACAACCACAAGCACAGCAAUGAGUACCAACAGACUGACGGUACCCAUCAAGACACGAUACAUUAGUUGGAGAGGACACAUAUCGAUGAAGGUUGAGCUGUAUGGAUGUGCAUCUGCAUACAACCGCAAGCACAGCAAUGAGUACCAACAGACUGACGGUACCCAUCAAGACACGAUACAUUAGAUGGAGAGGACACAUAUCGAUGAAGGUUGAACUGCAUGGAUGUACAUCUGUAUACAACCACAUGCACAGCAAUGAGUACCAACAGAGUGACGGUACCCAUCAAGACACGAUACAUUAGAUGGAGAGGACACAUAUGGACAAGGAGUGGACUGUAUACAUUUAUUUAAUUUCACGCACACGCCAAGGAGUUCCCAUCAAGCACUUCAACAUGAGACUAUGACCUUUCAGGACAAUUGUUAUAUUUAAUUCCGACUGUUUUACAGUUUUAAAAGUCAUCAAAAUURAAGAAGAAACGUAGAUAUGGAUGCAGUGAAAGAACCUAUUUUGUGAAGAGAAGUAAUUGUUGAAUACACUUCGCUCACCAGAAGCCCAAAGUUCGUAUCGCUUUCCUUCGUUCAAUUCCGUCACGCAAAAAAAAAAGCUUCAUAAAAAAGAA
Messenger RNA from Actinia tenebrosa (Australian red waratah sea anemone), 1924 nucleotides. RefSeq names its product coagulation factor V-like. The record is from RefSeq and is a predicted model, not a curated record. Lineage: Eukaryota; Metazoa; Cnidaria; Anthozoa; Actiniaria; Actiniidae.